AAUUAAUAUAAAUUGAGUGAGAAUAGAGUUCCGCAUUGUUGAUUGCUUUUCUAUUCCAGAUUCUCUUGAUUUGAGAUUCCGCUCAGCUCAUUCGCUUAAGGUGAAUAUAUUCCCAUUAUCUUCAUAGGUCUAACAGUAUGGUAUACAUGUAGCGUUCGGUAUAAUGAUUUCCAAGUUCUUAUUGUGAUGAAUACUACGGUACCUAUCUUGAUAUGUAAUCCUAUAAGAAUCUUCGGCGGCUGCCGAGAGCGGAAUGCCAAGCUGCAACAAGACCGGCUCAAAUCCCCCGAACAAACGCAACCCGCGCCCCUCAUUAGUACCCGGGCAGACAUUGAUAUUCCCAGUGUUGAUUAUUAUACUCAACUUCCAUGAAAUAUAUGAAACGGAGCGAAUAAUUCCAGAUAUAAAUCUUUCGCAAUGUCGUUCCCCAAGGUCCCUCCAAGUGGUAUUUGGGCCCCCGCCGUCACCUUCUUUGACCCCAAGACAGACACUCUAGACACCGAAUCCCAAGCAACUUACUACUCCUAUCUGUCCAAAACCGGUCUUGCUGGACUUGUCAUCCUCGGAACAAAUGCCGAAACCUUCCUGCUUACCCGCGAGGAGCGCAGAACGCUGCUGCAAACAGCCCGCAAAGCAGUCGGACCAGAUUUCCCCAUCAUGGCGGGCUGCGGUGGCCAUUCCACGCGGCAGGUCCUCGAAUUCAUCACCGACGCCGCAGAGGCCGGCGCAAACUAUACGCUAGUUCUCCCGCCCGCCUACUUCGGCAAGGCGACUACUCCCGCCGUCAUAGACAACUUCUACGCCGACGUGGCGACCCAGAGCCCGCUUCCGGUGAUCUUGUACAACUUCCCCGGCGUCUGCAACGGCGUCGACCUGGACUCGGCGACGAUAACGAAGCUGGCGAACCAGCACAGCAACAUCGUAGGCGUAAAACUGACCUGCGGCUCCGUGGCCAAGAUCACGCGCCUCGCUGCCGAGCUACCCGCGGCGCGCUUCGCGACUUUCGGAGGCCAGUCGGACUUCCUGAUCGGCGGCCUCAGCGUCGGCUCCGCGGGCUGCAUCGCCGCGUUCGGCAACGUCUUCCCAAAGGCCAUCGUGAAGAUCUACACGCUGUACAAGGAGGGGAAGUACCAGGAAGCGCUCGCUCUGCACCAAAAGGCCGCGCUGGCCGAGCAGCCUUGCAAAGCGGGCAUUGCGUCGACCAAGUACGCGGCUGCGAUUCAUACGGCGAAGGCAGCGGGCAUUGAGGGCGCGGUGGAGAAGUUGAAACCGAGGCGCCCGUAUUUGGAGCCUGCGGAUGCGGUGAAGCGGAGUAUUGAGGCUCAGAUGGCGGAGUUGGCGGAGAUCGAGAAGAGUCUGUAGUCUAUAGGUCCUUGGAAGAAGGAACUGUUGAUACGAUUCAAGCACUGUACAUAGCAGUUUGAAAGCACGCAUGAGUAAAU
Hypoxylon fragiforme is the source of this 1442-nucleotide messenger RNA. Its product is annotated as aldolase. Gene Ontology annotation, molecular function: 4-hydroxy-tetrahydrodipicolinate synthase activity. The record is from RefSeq and is a predicted model, not a curated record. Bases 418 to 1362 code for a protein of 314 amino acids. NCBI's taxonomy places the organism in Eukaryota, Fungi, Ascomycota, Sordariomycetes, Xylariales, Hypoxylaceae. The transcript has a single exon.